Molecule: messenger RNA, 420 nt
Organism: Gongylonema pulchrum
Lineage: Eukaryota; Metazoa; Nematoda; Chromadorea; Rhabditida; Gongylonematidae
Source: the annotation of a GenBank genome assembly
AUGAGUGCCGGCGGCGGUGGCGGUGGUAGUAGCAGCAGUAAUUAUGCCGGUGGAAGGCGGCGUGCGCUCAGUCGACAGAGUGCCGAAGAGGAGGUGUUAGACCGUAUAUCACGCGAUGCCGAGGAACGCAUGACCCGUAAAAGACAGGCACGCGAGGAGGCACGACAGAUACGCCUGGAGCAACUUGAGAAGCAAUGCCGAGAAGUAUCAUUUUUAUUAUUUCUUACGUUUCUUUAUCCUUGUAGCGUUAUUUUGUAUUUUCUUUUUUCUGUUGCUGAGAAUUUUAUUGAAACUGUAAUUGCGUUUACGGAUGAGUCACUUAUUACGUUAGUUCCUGUUCCAACAAUCAUCUUGCAACUUAAUAUAUUUUACAGCCCGAAGCGAAUGGCUAUAAGCCGACGAGCGAAGAAGGCAAUGUAA